Molecule: messenger RNA, 1540 nt
Organism: Malus domestica (apple)
Lineage: Eukaryota; Viridiplantae; Streptophyta; Magnoliopsida; Rosales; Rosaceae
Source: RefSeq, a predicted model, not a curated record
AUCCUCCUUCUCCUCUUCUCUCCGUGUAAGCCUGCAAAAUCCUCUGUGAUUUGUUUUUAUAAAUAUAUUUUUGUUUGAGUUUGAUGGGUAAAUAUGAUAUAAAAAGCAAGCAGGGAUUGUGUGUAUCGGCGUAGUGCUAGAAUCAAUGCACUCUGAUCCGAAAGAGUUCCCUGCAACAUCAAACCAAAAGGGGAAGGUGAGCAGUUGUUCUUCAUCCGCCUGUUGAAAAUUUUUGGUUUGGAAUUUGGGAUCCCAUUUUCGGUUUGGGAUCCCAUACCGAACCAUCCCUAGAAACUAUACCCCAGUUUCUGAGAGAGGUCGAAGGAAGUAUAGAAAGCAAGGUCUGAAGAAGCAAAGAGAAUCAUAACGAAAGUAUGAUUCCUUUUUUUGACCUGCAACAUGGGCGAAGCAUGUCGAUGUGCUCAACAACAAAAGUCUGAGAAUUCGAGGAGAGCUCCCAAAUCAAAUCAAAGGAGAGUGAAUCAAACCCAUAUCGCACUCUCAAUAGUUAUCUGCUCCAUCCUUUUUCCCUUCUGUCUUCAACAUAAAUCUUGUCUCCCGCGGUAGAGUCGAACUUAUCCCUUCUCAGUAGUCACUGCUUCUGCAGAAAUUGUUCAAUGGCAUACAGAGGGCGUGGUCGCGGUGGAUUUUCGGGUGGUGGCGGUUUUGGCUUUGCUAAGCAAGAGCCCUUUGUGCUUUUUCCUGACAUUGAUUUGCCUAUUCCCAAAGGUAUAUCUGAUCUACAGCAAAAAACAGACGCUGUUAUUGAGGAAGAAAACUUAAUCAAUCAAACUCGCAAGUUCCAAAAAAUUUGGAAAGAGUCUCCUUAUUAUCUUGAGCAAAGCACUUCGAAUGAGAGGCAAAACGAAGAUGUAGAAAGAUAUUCUGACAGAACAAAGCCAAAAACCACGAUAAGACGCGGUUCUCUUUUUAGUAUAUUGGAGCUCAAGGGAUUUCCUCAAGAACUGACCGGAGGUUCAAGGGUGCAGCAGCCAGGUCGAAAGAGAGUUCGAUGGAAUCCUAACUCAGGGCUGGAGAAGUUGGAUUUAUUUGAAAAGCUCGAGCAGCGUCAGGGCCAAAAUGAUACAAAAGAAAAGAAAGAAGGUGAAGGUGAGGAUGAAGAUGAAAAUGAAGAGGAGGAGGAACAAGAGGAGGAGGACUUUAGUGAUGAUGAUUAUUAUAAGGGUUUUGAUGUUGAUGAUGAUGAAGAUGAUUAUAAUAUGGAAGAUGACGGUGACGACGAACCCCUUUUAUAGUGAGAAGGUGUUGCGUGCGAUGUGUACAUCUCAUUUCUCUUCGAUCAAAUGGGGUAUGGCUGUGCAAUCAGUUACUAAUUGUUUUGGUACAAACCUCUUGUUCUUCGAGUAAAACAUGUCUUCGUCUGCCAACAUUACAGCUUUAUUUUGGAUCUUCUACUAUUUACCAGAUCGGUCAUGCAUUGACGUUGUGUAUUGUCGUAGUUUGCUCUUGAAUCCAAGUUUGUAGACUCCGAGAACAAAAAAAAUCGAAAUCAGUGCUUGGUAAGGCUGUUUUCAAACUA